CGAAGAAUCCGCAUGACAUAAAUAUCGCAAAACAUCAUCGAAAAGUAUGUUCAGCAUCAACGAACAUCAGAAUCCAAACACAUAAGAUAUAUCAUCUCGACUUCAAACCAAAAAUUUUCCAUCACACCUAAACAUCACAAUGGUCUCCUCGCAAACCAUCGACGAGCGCAAAGCCAACCUGCCGCUCCCCGAGCAACCGCCCGUGGCUUCAGAUUUCAACUCAGCCGAUGAGCGCACCGUCAACGUCGGCUCUGGUGCUGUUGGACCUGACAUCUCGUCCGGUAACAGCAAGGGAGGGAGAGAAGGUCAUGAUGGCUUGAGUGGCAUUCCUAAUGAUGCGGUUACGCGCGAUCAGAAGCAUCACAAGGGGCUUGAGGAUACGACGGGUAAGGACUUUGGAUAUCCGGCCAAGAACGAUCCUAGCGCUGGGGUUAAGGAGUAGGGUAUUGAAGAGAUUCAAUGAGGGAAAUGCAGGGUUAUGCGCCGUUUGGGAUACGCUGAGUUUCCUCGAGAUGUAUGUGUGUCUUACUUAUGGGUAUUGGAACGGUUAUAUGUUGAUUGUAGGAAUUACCGGUCUUGGAUGGCUGUGUAUGAAUUGGACGACUGUAUGACAAUAUAUCAUAAAC
This is a messenger RNA of Cucurbitaria berberidis CBS 394.84, 626 nucleotides long. RefSeq lists its product as uncharacterized. NCBI's taxonomy places the organism in Eukaryota, Fungi, Ascomycota, Dothideomycetes, Pleosporales, Cucurbitariaceae. Bases 140 to 442 code for a protein of 100 amino acids. The transcript has 2 exons. The record is from RefSeq and is a predicted model, not a curated record.